Molecule: messenger RNA, 856 nt
Organism: Sciurus carolinensis (gray squirrel)
Lineage: Eukaryota; Metazoa; Chordata; Mammalia; Rodentia; Sciuridae
Gene: Agr2
Product: anterior gradient 2, protein disulphide isomerase family member
Exons: 8
Coding region: 67-594 (175 amino acids)
Cellular component (GO): endoplasmic reticulum
Molecular function (GO): dystroglycan binding
Source: RefSeq, a predicted model, not a curated record
AGGUUGGCCUUGAACUUGAUACCCUCCUGUCUCUGUCUCCUAAGUUGCUAGGAUUAGAGGUUCGCCAUGGAGAAAAUUUCGAUGUCAGUAUUCUUGCUCCUUGUAGCCCUCUCCUACAGUCUGGCCAAAGACACCACAGUCAAACCUGGAGCUAAAAAGGACACAAAGGACUCUCGACCCAAACUGCCACAGACCCUCUCCAGAGGUUGGGGUGAUCAACUCAUCUGGACUCAGACAUAUGAAGAAGCUCUAUACAAAUCCAAAACAAGUAACAAGCCCUUGAUGAUUAUUCAUCACCUGGAUGAAUGCCCACACAGUCAAGCUUUAAAGAAAGUGUUUGCUGAAAAUAAAGAAAUUCAGAAACUGGCAGAGCAGUUUGUCCUCCUCAAUCUAGUGUACGAAACAACUGACAAACACCUUUCUCCUGAUGGCCAGUAUGUCCCUAGGAUUAUAUUUGUGGACCCAACCCUGACCGUGAGAGCUGACAUCACCGGAAGAUAUUCAAAUCGUCUCUAUGCUUAUGAACCUUCAGACACAGCUCUAUUGCUUGACAACAUGAAGAAAGCUCUCAGGUUGCUGAAGACUGAAUUGUAGAGAAAAAAACAAAACAAACAAACAAAAAAAAAAACCGAAGCCUUCAAGUUCCUUGCUCUGUGUUAAGCCUUGAGACUUGGAAUCAGAGACUUCAGAAGACCAGAGAAUGCAGAAGUCUUGAUGGACAUGCAGAUUAGAUUAUAGUUUAAUGUUACAGCCUCAAUUUUUUUAAUGGUUUCAAGUAUACAUGUAUGAAAACAAUAUCAUUAUCUACCAUAAUAAGCCAUGAUUUUCUUAAAAAAAUAAAUCCUUAUGGGGGUAC